Naegleria gruberi is the source of this 775-nucleotide messenger RNA. RefSeq names its product Peroxin 22 (Pex22), putative. The transcript has 2 exons. Bases 17 to 748 code for a protein of 243 amino acids. NCBI's taxonomy places the organism in Eukaryota, Heterolobosea, Eutetramitea, Acrasida, Naegleriidae. The record is from RefSeq and is a predicted model, not a curated record. Gene Ontology annotation, biological process: peroxisome organization.
AUUGGAUAGGGGUUUUAUGUUUGAUUUUUCAAAUAUUACUAGAUUAUUACCCCUAUCGAUACAGAGAUUAAUAGAAAAAUUUAAAAACAAUCCUAAAUAUUCAAAAAUCAUGAAUUUAUUGUGGUAUGCAGUGAUUAUCAUCGGAUUGGUGCCACUCUUGUUAGUCUUGUUUAAAAAGACAGAUGAGGAUCAACAGCAACCAGGAAAUACUCAAAAUGGUACCAACAACAAUACAUCCAAUAAUACAACAGUUUCUAGGAGAGGGGAUUUAUCACUGAGUGGAAACAAGGUUUGCCUAAAUGCCAAGGCUUUCCUUCAAGAGGAUGAAUUAUUUGAAAAUAGAAACGAUCAAAAGGAAAGUGGAGAAAUCAAUGAUGAAUUUAAUAAUGAUGAAAGAAUUAAAUCAUUGAAAGAUUUGACCAAGUCAAAUGAUGUCUAUCUUAUCUGCCAAGUUUCAUCGGAUGAAGAACAAAAUUAUUAUCAGGAUUUAUUAGAGACGAGAUAUGGAUUUUUCAAUCAAGUCAAGACACUUUUCUGUGAAACAAGCAAGGGUAAAAUUGCAUUCUGUCGUCAAAUUAAUCCACAAUUAUGUUUUGAAGUGGACAGAGAAACAACCCGAGAAUUAAUCAGAUUCUAUCAAAAUGUUUACAUGAUCAAAAAACAAGCCAAAAACGGAUUGAAUGAAGAUAAAGUUUUGGAAUUUUCAACCAUCACAGAUGCUCUCACUAAUGCAUCCAAGAGAAAAUAAAUUUGUAAAUAAAUUGAAAAGUAAUUU